GCCGUUUUUCAGCGUCGCGGCGGACAUAAAGGUUCUCGAUUACAGUUGUCACUUCCAGUCGCUGGCAAAGGUUGACACGAUGGUCAGGGAUGGAUGCUGUGGACCCCUGAGGACCUUGAUGUCGGCUUCUCUAUCAAAUCGAUUUUGACCCAUGACGGUCCCGUCACUACUGUGCUCCAAAGGUCACCCGCAUUCCAAAUUUUAUUGCUAUUUGCUCUGAUUUUACUCCUUGCGGUGCUCUACCAAACUCUUGAUAUUUAGCCAAGAGUUUGAGACGCUUUUAGCCUAGACGAACAUCCCUUUUGGGAUAGUUGUCACUGGUGGAUCCCAUUUCCCGCGCGCUCGCAGCCAUUCAUUCCUCCACACGUCACUCGAUCUUGAGAUCUUCUCAGGCACAUAACCAGGACCUCGCGCCCCCCGUUCUCAUUGCUAUGGCCCGCACUCGAGCCCAAGCAGCGUCCCAGAAGGCGCUCCCAUCGCCGGCGUCAAAUAAUCAAGGAAAUCCACCGGCGCCUGUCCAGAGCAGAGGUCGCAAGCGCAAGCAAUACGCACUCGAGGCCAACCCAGACUCAGACCCAAAGCGACAACGGACAUCCCCUCCACACCCUAUCAAAGACGCAUUUGGCGAGCCAGCGAUUAGCAGCAGCGCCCACAAACAUACUGCUGACCCGGUUGCUUUCUGGACAAAGGAAGGCCGCUGGCCAAACGAGCACGACUGGCCAGAAGAGACCUCGAGAACGGUAUCAACGACCCCUAGCGACCAGAAGCCGAGGGAGGAGAAGAGUACGCCGUAUAGGGAUGCGCGAUACACACUCCUACUCCAGACCAAAGGCUCAUACAUGGAUAUCUCUGAGCUUGGUAUUACCGAUACGAGUAAGCAGCUUAUUAGGGACCUUCUUAACGGCAAGCAGUCGGUUCCUCAGGGAACCCUCUUUGACGAUCCUAUCUUUGUGAAUGCUUGCCGCAACCUCGAGAAUAAGAAUGAGGCGAGGAUUAUUCAAGACGUCUCAAGGCUUAUCGUUCCUUCGGCGGAAUCGCUCGCACUCUGGAAUAAAACCUGUAAGUGCCUUGUCGAAAGCGUCAACGAAGGGUGGAACAACUCGAUCCCCCUUACUAGUACCCGCCCACAACCUGACUACUCCGUUGGGUUCAAACGAGACGCAUUUACCAAAGACCAGCUCGAUAAGCUAUCGCCAUUUAUUGGCGAUGUUGCUACCGGGGACCAAUCCUUCUUCAUGGCUACGUACUAUAUGUACUUCCCGUUCCUAACUUGCGAAGUAAAAUAUGGCGACGCUGGGCUCGAUAUUGCAGACCGGCAGAACGCCCAUAGUAUGACCCUUGCGGUGCGGGCUAUCGUCGAGCUCUUCUGUGCUGUUAAGCGCGAGGAUGAAAUUAACCGGCAGAUUCUCGCCUUUUCCAUCUCACAUAAUCAUGAGUUGGUACGCAUCUACGGCCACUACCCGGUAAUAGGUAUAAAUGGGGAGGAUACCAAGUAUUACCGCCAUCCAAUCCAGAAGUUUCUCUUUACCGAAUCAGACGGGAAGGACAAAUGGACAGCAUAUCGCUUUACGAAAAAUAUCUAUGAUGUAUGGAUGCCCGCUCACUUCAAGAAGAUCUGCUCUGCCAUCGAUCAGUUGCCAUCAAAUUUGGACUCUGAUGUUCUCUGAGGCGACCAGGACAGCCAGGCGGUCACUCCAGACACCUCAUGCAGUGGGGAGGCAAAGAGGAGGAAAGGCCAGAGGGAUAGAUAGUUGGGAUUUCCGUUAUAGAAUGAAUUAUUGCGUGACGACUGCUGCCUUGCGAACUUGCUCUCGCCGUGCCUCAAUGCCUGACGGCACCCCUCAUGAGCUGAUGGGACUACGGCCGUCAAGGUGUUCCGGUGCGAUCCCCGGCUCUCACCAUC
Neurospora tetraspora is the source of this 1903-nucleotide messenger RNA. RefSeq lists its product as uncharacterized. The transcript has 2 exons. The record is from RefSeq and is a predicted model, not a curated record. Lineage: Eukaryota; Fungi; Ascomycota; Sordariomycetes; Sordariales; Sordariaceae. Bases 432 to 1667 code for a protein of 411 amino acids.